AUGGAAGCUAUAGUAAAGAACGCUAUACAGCAAUUUUGUGAAGAAAAUAACAUCUUGCAGGAUUUUCAACAUGGCUUCAGGAGAGGACGUUCCUGCCUCUCAAAUCUGCUAGCUUGUCUGGAAAUCUGGACCAGGGCUCUAGAAGAGGGUUUUGAGGUCGAUGUCGUGUACAUCGAUUUCCGCAAAGCUUUUGACACUGUCCCACACCAACGUCUUCUUCACAAAUUGAGCGACAUCGGCAUCCGGGGAGAUCUUCUGAACUGGAUUAGGGCGUUUCUGGUUGGUCGGAAACAACGUGUCUGUAUCGGGGAUGAUAUGUCAGAAUGGGUGAAUGUGACCAGUGGUGUGCCGCAAGGCUCAGUUCUGGGACCAUUACUCUUCAUCCUUUACGUUAACGACAGCCUUCAGGAACUCGACUGCGGCAAAAUAAUGUUUGCAGACGACGUUAAGCUCUGGCAAGUCAUUAAGGGUCCGAAUGAUCAGAGAUCCCUUCAAGAUAAUCUGCACCGACUGCAAGCGUGGUCGAAGAAAUGGCUUCUAGAUUUCAAUGUGGAGAAGUGUGCCGUCCUUCAUCUGCGUCCAACCAACUCUCAUUCAAGUGAGAGUCUGAGAACUUAUCACCUGAAAGAUAUAAGGCUCCCCGCAGAAUCUUCACAGAAGGAUCUCGGGGUUUGGAUACAGAACAACCUGAAACCAACACUGCAGUGCCACAAGGCUGCAAAAAACGCCAUGGGAGUGCUGCAUGCAAUAAAAAGGGCUUUCGUAAAUUUUGACCAAGACCUUUUUGGGAGAGUUUACGGCACAUUUGUUCGGCCCCACUUAGAAUAUGGCAUACAAGCAUGGCGGCCAUGGCUGGUAAAGGACCAAGAAUGCCUCGAACGGGUACAACGGCGUGCAACAAAGCUGGUAAACGGUCUAAAAAGCCAUUCCUACACAGACAGACUGAAUUGCCUUAAUUUAUUCCCUCUGUGUUACAGGCAGCAAAGAGGUGAUCUUAUCCUCGUCUACAAGAUAAUACGUGGCCUUGAGUAUGGACUUAAAUUUGAGGACAUGUUUCAGUGGCACCUUUCACCCAAUCUUCGUGGUCACCCGAUGAAGUUACGGACAACAAUGUCCAGGCUGAAUCUCCGUUCUGAAUUUUUCACGCAGAGGGUAGUGGAGAAAUGGAACGAUCUCCCUCAGUCAGUCGUGGAGGCUAUAUCCCUGCAACUCUUCAAGAAACGCUUGGAUGAUUAUUUGUGUCCCCUGUUUUCCCUCGACGGUCUGAAUCUGAACUAA
This is a messenger RNA of Spirometra erinaceieuropaei, 1278 nucleotides long. The record is from the annotation of a GenBank genome assembly. NCBI's taxonomy places the organism in Eukaryota, Metazoa, Platyhelminthes, Cestoda, Diphyllobothriidea, Diphyllobothriidae.